This is a messenger RNA of Symbiodinium sp. CCMP2456, 924 nucleotides long. Lineage: Eukaryota; Dinophyceae; Suessiales; Symbiodiniaceae. The record is from the annotation of a GenBank genome assembly.
AUGGCGGCAGCUCCCCGACGUCUGGGGCGGCUAGCCAUGGGCUCUCUGGCCACCGCUGCGGUUGGGGGUGCUGGUGGCUACGUCAUGUACAAGCAGAGGCUAAAGGACAACAAGGCGGUCACUGCCGUGGACUUCAACGCAGCACAGGACCAGGCCAAAGUCUCCAACGCCCUCCGCGCAGCCGCGCGACGGGAGGCGACCCUCCGGCUGGAGAUGUAUAGAUAUACCACAUGCCCCUACUGCGGCAAGGUGAAAGCCUUUUUGGAUUACUUCCGCAUACCUCACGAAGCAGUGGAAGUGGAGCCCAUGUUCAAGUCGCAGCUGAAAGCCAGUGAGUACAAGAAGCUUCCACAGCUCCGUUUCGGCGGUGAUGACGGAGUGUGGCUGGUAGACAGCGACUGCAUCGUCGAUGCCAUGUCACGAGCAAUGGGCCUGGAGUCGCAGUUGUCGGACCCAGAGAUCGAGCGGUGGCGGUCUUGGGCACGUGAGUCGUUGGUGAGGCAUGUCACGCUGAACAUCAACAGGAGCCUUGCCAGCGCGUGGCAGGGCUAUAGUUACAUAGAUGCUUUCGAUACCAUCCCACUGGUCAACAAGCUCUUUUUGAAGGUGGUUGGUGCGCCAGUCAUGUACAUGGUGGCUACCAAAAAGACAUAUCCGACCCUGGUGAAAUCUGGAGAUCUGAAAGAGUCAGACGAUUGGCGAAGCGUCUUCCAUGCGCAAGUCAACCGUUUUGUGGACGAGGUUCCACUCACCAAGAAGCGGCCCUUUCAUGGUGGACAGAAGCCUGAUCUUGCGGACCUGGACGUCUAUGGUGUUUUGCAGUCCAUUCGAGGACAUGAGGUCUACCGAGACAUGCUUGAGAACACCAAGAUUUCUGACUGGAUGGGACGGAUGGAUGCUGCUACGGGCAAAACUUCCGAGUAG